UGUAAGGCACUCAGUCGGGACGAUUGUUUUGUGUGUGAUGAAUAAACCGCACUUUAAUCUUUACCUGCUGUUGGUGCGUUACCAUGGCGACGGUGUUAGGGGGUUCCCCAGCGGUGACGUAAGGGGAUUUCCACGGAGGCGCUUUGAACGUGAUGGUAAAGUGAAAGAUCCACAAACCGUGAGACAUUUCGAAUCGCACGAGCUGUGUGUGUGUGUGUGUGUGUAAGAGUGUAAUAAGCAGAAGCAGCAGAACCUCUUUUGUGUAGAAGCGCACAUUGCUCUGAAAACAAGCCAGCGUGGUGUUAGCGAGCAGCGCGAGCGGCGCAGGCGGAAAUGAGGGUGUAGCGCAGCGGAGCCGCCGCUCAGGGACCUCAGAGGAAGCUGGAAACGUUUUACGAAGGCGAACACUUCAAAACAACAAACUCUUUCCUCCACCUGACUUCACUUUGCCAUGAAAAUAAUGAACGGAACUAUUCAUAACGGCACGCUGGGUACCGGAGACUUCGACCUCGAGAUCUUAGACGAAUUCCUACUGGAGAAUUCAGCUAAAGAGAGGCUCCCAGGUCCUCCUCCUCCUCCACCUACAGACUCUGAUGAUCAGCUUCACACCCCGACAGUAAUAGGUGGACGCAGUUCUGCUCCAGUGCUCGUCUCCAGAUGUACGGCCUCCAAGAAUUUUGACAUGUUCCCUUCAGCCAACACGUCAGCGCUUACUUCAUCUCGUGGCUCUAGAGGCCAGCGGCGCAGUACAGCUUCAGCAGUGGCUCAGUGUGUGCGUACUCAGCACACGGACACUGAACAGCUGGAGCAGCUGCUGGACAAACCAGAGCUGGUGGUGGUGGAACAGCCCAAGGAACGCGGCAUGAGGUUCCGCUAUGAGUGUGAGGGCCGAUCGGCUGGUAGCAUCCUUGGAGCCUCAAGCACUGAUGUCAACAAGACACUACCUGCCAUCGAGCUUCGAGGGCCAAUUGAAAGGAUAAAAAAUGUGACGGUCACAGUGUCCCUUGUGACAAAGGACAUCCCUCAUCGCCCACACCCACACUGCUUGGUUGGAAAAGACUGUUCAGAUGGCAUUUGUGUGAUCAGCUUUAACCCCCACAGCACACGGCGCCACAGUUUUGUGAAUUUAGGCAUCCAGUGUGUUCGGAGGAAGGAAUUAGAUGCUUCCCUGAUGAAGAGGAAGAAGAAAAACAUUGAUCCAUUCAGCACUGGCCACUCAAAGAGUAUUGAGGACAUGGACAUGAAUGUGGUUAGGUUAUGCUUUCAGUGUGAGCUGGAGAGAGAAGAUGGAGACAGGACCCAUCUCUACCCUGUGGUUUCUAACCCCAUUUAUGACAAAAAAGCUACUACAACUGCAGAGCUGAAAAUUAACAGGCUGAACAUUGUGCAAGGUCCCUGUACAGGCAAGACAGAGAUCUACAUGCUCUGCGACAAAGUGCAAAAAGAUGACAUCGAGAUCAUCUUCAGUCAGGGGAACUGGGAGGCUAAGGCUGAGUUUGCCCAGACUGACGUGCAUCGGCAGAUUGCCAUUGUCUUCAAGUCACCGCCGUAUCAGGAGCAGGACCUUGCUGAAGAGGUCGAGGUCAACGUGUCUCUCCGUCGCAUUUCAGACCGCAUGUACAGCGAGCCGGUGAAGUUCACCUACCUGCCUCACAAUCCAGAUCCGUAUGAGGUCAAACGCAAGCGGAAAAUAAAAUCCGACAAGUAUAAUGAGGACUGCUGUGUCCGCACAGACCCGAUGACGAGCACAGGUCCAGCACACCAGUUUGAUUCGUUCUGCGGUGAUGGAUCUGACUGCGGUAUUCCGGCCCAGGAGGAGAGUCAAGCCGCAUUCCCUCAGGUCCUGGAUGAGAUUCACUAUGCAGACAGUGGUCUCCGGGGGGAUGACGCGUGUGACAGCCUGGACCCAGAGAUAAUGAACAGCCUACUGUUCAGCCUUAAUGAAUGCCUGGGCCCCCAGAACUUUCUCCAGCUUUUGAACAGCCAGGAUCUCAACUCCAACAUUGCAGAUGCAAACCUGAAUCACCUUGAGGCUGGCCAGCCUACUAUUUCUUCAUUUGGUGACCCGUUUUACAACCAAGAACUUCCACAAGACCUGCAGGACAUUUUCUUACGUCAGGUCAAAACUGAAGACGACUCCUGAAGUCCUCAGUCGAUGCUUAUAAGAGUAAAGAAAUAGAGAGUGCGUUUUCAUUAGUGGAAAAUAAGAAUUGGGCUCUGUACUCCCUGAAGUGUGCAUGUAGGUUUAGAUUCACACCGGAUGCCAUGUGCUGUCCCUGAGGGCUCUCAAAAUGACCAGUGGACCAUUUGGACCUAAAGGACAAAUCCGAGGGAAGUCUGAAAAUGGGCUUUGUGUGUGUAUAUAUUCAUGCCAUAAAAUGGCUGCACAGACCUUGGCCUUUCUCCACUUUCGAGUGUGUGUGUGUAGUGUCUAGUGAGCAUGAGCUUGAUGCCCUACUGUGUGGUGAUGCAACGUCUGGGAGAUGCCUUUACCUUUCGGCAAAGAAAAAGAGAAAAGAUGCUGUUUGAGUGCUUUGUGAGGAGUAACUGUGAAGUAGGUAAUUAGUGGAUUGCACAGCCUUCAUGUUGCUGUGAGUUAACCUGUCUAGACCCCAAGGCAACAUUCCCAUCUUCAUCUAUAUAUACUCAAAUACUGUGUGUGUGGCCUGUUUUUGGAUUAAUAUUUCCGCUGGAGCAUCAUUUGCUUAGAAGAAUGUCAAGUAAUAGCAUUAAAUGUAAUGUUACAUUCAUUUUAAGAUAGUUGCCGUUUUAGGAUUUAUUUGACAUUCUGUGAAAUAAAUUAAAACAUUCUGUACAUUUUGUAAAAAAAAAAAUGCUUUGAAUGUUGUAGCAGCUUGAAAUGGUGAAGGAUUAACUCGUAUACAUCUAUAUAAAUAAUUCUGUUUGUAAAGUAGAAGUAUUGUAGUAAACUAUGACCAAAAUGCACUAUCGCUUGUCUUUAGAAAAUAUUUUAUACAUUUGUGUGUCUUGUAUUAAAGGCAUGUUUUGGAUCUUUUGGUUUUUGAAUAAGUGAUGUCACAUACUGGCUAUUGCUAAAUGUGUACUAGACCAGCAGUUGUGAAAUUUCAUUAUAUCCUCAUUCUUGAGAAAA
This is a messenger RNA of Pangasianodon hypophthalmus (striped catfish), 3112 nucleotides long. It is a transcript of the gene relb, whose product is annotated as v-rel avian reticuloendotheliosis viral oncogene homolog B. Gene Ontology annotation, cellular component: cytoplasm. Gene Ontology annotation, biological process: inflammatory response; regulation of transcription by RNA polymerase II; response to cytokine. The record is from RefSeq and is a predicted model, not a curated record. NCBI's taxonomy places the organism in Eukaryota, Metazoa, Chordata, Actinopteri, Siluriformes, Pangasiidae. Bases 452 to 2143 code for a protein of 563 amino acids. Gene Ontology annotation, molecular function: RNA polymerase II cis-regulatory region sequence-specific DNA binding; DNA-binding transcription factor activity, RNA polymerase II-specific. The transcript has 11 exons.